CCGGAAGUAUAUUCCGUCAUCUCUGGGUGUCAAGAAGAAGGCGGCUGUCGCUUACCGUUGUGUGUAAAACUAAACUGUGUCGUUUCAAGUCAGUCACGGUGCAAAAAAGGCCUCAGGCUCCAAACACACAAAGCCAUGGAGCGUUUGACAGGAGGAGCAACCUUCCCAGCACUCAUCUUAGCCAGCGUGGGGGUCUUACUUCUGUAUCGCAUACUCGGCCGACUCGGAGCGGGAGCUUCCCUACAGGACGCCGUGGUGGUCAUCACGGGCGCCAGCUCCGGAUUGGGCAAAGAAUGUGCACGCAUCUUUCACGGUGCGGGGGCGCGACUUGUGCUGUGUGGUCGAGAUGCCGCUCGACUGCAGCGGGUGGUUGAGGAGCUGACCGCGAGUGCAACGGACAGGAAGCAGCAGCAGACGUACACUCCCAGGACCGUUAUCGUCGACCUGUCCGACACGGAGUCCCUGGACAGAGCUGCUGAGGACAUCUUGAAGUGUUACGGACAAGUGGAUGUUCUCAUCAAUAAUGCUGGAAUCAGUUACCGUGGCAACAUACUCGACACUCACCUGUCGGUUCAGAGGGACGUGAUGCAAACAAAUUACUUCGGACCUGUGGCUCUCACUCAAGGUCUCCUGCCCUCCAUGGUUCGCAGGCGCCGCGGCCAUAUUGUGGUCAUCAGCAGCGUUCAGGGCAAGAUCGCCAUUCCUUACCGAUCAGCCUACGCCGCCUCCAAACACGCCACCCAGGCCUACUUUGAUUGCUUACGGGCUGAGGUGGAGCGCUACGGGAUUCCGGUGACCGUCAUUAGUCCGGGAUACAUCAGGACCAAUCUGUCCGUCAACGCCGUCACAGGAGACGGCUCCAAGUACGGCGUUGUGGACACGACCACGGCAACGGGUCGGGAUCCCAGGGACGUGGCCCACGCAGUUCUGAAAGCGGUGCGUCGGAAGAGUAAAGACGUUGUUUUGGCAGGACCUUUGCCCACCUUGGCCGUCUACCUCCGCACGCUGUGGCCCGCCCUCUUCUUUAAACUCAUGUCCUCUCGUGCUCGCAAGGAGCAAAAGCCCAAAAGUACUUGAGGCCGCACGGACGAAUUCGGACACGAGGGGUUGAUACCGUAUAUGAAUUACACCAGGACUCGUCAAUAAAUACUCUUUUUGUAUUACUUGGUGGAUGACAGAUGUUUUGGGAAGUAAAUAUUUAUCCACACAUUCACAUUUUUCAAUGCUGACAUGGAAAGUCUGACAGCCGCUAUGCUGCAUUCAAGGACCGCCAAACUAAAUGUGUAAUAGCAACACUUGACAAGAAAACAUUACCAGUGAAGCAUAAAGACUACGACUGGCAAAUACAAGACGGAUUAAUUACUAUUAAUCACGAUUUACAGUGUUUUAUUAACAAAAAUAGCAUGACAUAUUUAUAUAUUGCUAUGUAUAGACAGCUCUGAACUGAAAUUUUCAAUGAAACUAAAAGACACCUUUGAAAACUAGUCUUUUUAAUAGAAGAACAUUUCAAUAGAACUGUUGCUGUUAUGCCCAGUUAUUUGUUGCGUUCAAAGACGCCACGUAAUUUUAAGUUGAAUGGACGAUGUGUGUGUGCAUUCUAGGAUUUCGGAGGGCACUUAAAUGCAGAAAAUUGUACUUCCGUGUUUAGAGUUACGGAGUGAUGCUGUCAUAUUCGGAGCGUCCUUGAAUGCACCCCCCUGUCGCGUAGUAAUAAUGACUAAGUGUUGGACGGACGGAUUAGAGACUCCUUUGUUAGCAGGAGAUACAAAUAUGGUUUCGGAAUUGUACUUCUGUUGAUUUGUUGAGGUUAAUAAAGUUAUGAGAGCGUUACAUUUUGUGUGACUCUGGGGGCUCCACUGUUCCUCCGCUAGGUGUGGCUAGCUCGGGUGCGCAUGCGUAAAAUACGUAAAAAAGUGGUCUAUUUUAAUGUUUACCGCCAUUAAUGCGUUAUGUUUUGACAGCCCUAAUCACUUAAACAUGUAUGCUGUACAUUUUACUUGUAUUAGCACGUAUUUACAACUUAUUACUGACUUGGGGCUAAUGACAUGUUUUCUAUGGACAAAACUAAUAUUAAUAUGAAUAACCCAAAACCUGUUGUAACCGGUUUCUAACUCAGUUAACGAAAGUGCUUUGGUGAAAUCAAAAUAAACCCAACAAUAUUAAAUGAGCUUUUUAUAGUCAACUUUAUGCACACAAUAAAAACACCUUUUUUUACCAACUCAAAUUUGAAACAGGUUGAUCCAU
This is a messenger RNA of Doryrhamphus excisus (bluestripe pipefish), 2244 nucleotides long. NCBI's taxonomy places the organism in Eukaryota, Metazoa, Chordata, Actinopteri, Syngnathiformes, Syngnathidae. The record is from RefSeq and is a predicted model, not a curated record.